Molecule: messenger RNA, 1959 nt
Organism: Hypanus sabinus (Atlantic stingray)
Lineage: Eukaryota; Metazoa; Chordata; Chondrichthyes; Myliobatiformes; Dasyatidae
Product: histone H3-like
Exons: 3
Coding region: 469-879 (136 amino acids)
Cellular component (GO): nucleosome
Molecular function (GO): protein heterodimerization activity; DNA binding; structural constituent of chromatin
Source: RefSeq, a predicted model, not a curated record
CGUUGCCAGGGGAACGGUCCGGAAUGGCGGUCACUGGGCUGCGGUUAAGUGGAGUCGAUCUUGUUCGGGAUUCGGUCUCCACUGUGGGAAUCGGCCUCUCCUCUUCCUGCCCCCGGAACAGUGAGUGUCUGUCAGCGCCUCACCGCACCGGCUCUCUGCCUCAGAUUACAGACUCCAGUAGCUGAAGUGAAGUUAACUGGACUACAGUCAGCUGCUUUUUAUCUUCCACCCUUCUUCAACAAUGGUUUUCAACUCCACUGGGACCUUUCCGUAACAAUUGUUAUUCGCCAGCAGCCGGCAUGAAAUAAUCAAGCAAUCGCAGCAAGGAGAUCCUUUAAUAGACAGUUGGUGCACAGCCAAUCAUAAGCGAUGGGCCGGCCCUUCCCAGCGGUAUAAAGGCCUGUGCUGGAGCCCGUUUCGUCUAUCUUGUUCCUGUGUUUCAGCCCGUGUUCUCUCUCCUGAAGCAGAAUGGCCCGCACCAAGCAGACAGCGCGCAAAUCGACUGGCGGAAAAGCUCCUCGCAAACAGUUGGCGACCAAAGCGGCGCGGAAGAGCGCUCCUGCCACCGGCGGAGUGAAGAAGCCUCAUCGCUACCGGCCCGGCACCGUGGCUCUGAGGGAGAUCCGGCGCUACCAGAAAUCCACCGAGCUGCUCAUCCGCAAACUUCCCUUCCAGCGCCUGGUCCGGGAGAUCGCUCAGGACUUCAAAACCGAUCUGCGUUUCCAGAGCUCGGCCAUCAUGGCCCUGCAGGAGGCAAGUGAGGCUUACCUGGUCGGGCUCUUUGAGGACACUAACCUGUGCGCCAUCCACGCCAAGCGAGUCACCAUUAUGCCCAAGGACAUCCAGUUGGCCCGCCGCAUCCGCGGGGAGCGCGCCUAAGCCCAGCCUACACUCCGAACACCAGAAAAGGCUCUUUUAAGAGCCACUACCACGGCAAAGGAAAGGGCUGUAGCUUGCUCAUUAUUAUUGUAGUUGCGAUCUGCCCUGCCGAUCGAUUUUGCGCUAAUUGACCCCGAGCAUCAGUUCUGUGCAGACAGGGUAAUUCAGCGAGGGGUAGGAGAUAAUAGAGAAUGGACAGUAGGUGCAGGAGUAGGCCAUUCGGCCCUACUAGCCAGCACUGUCAUUCGCUGUGAUCAUGGCUGAUGCACAAUCAGUACCCGAUUCCUGCCCUCUCCCCAUAUCCCUUGACCCCGCUAUGUAUAAGAGCUCUAUCUAACACUCUUGAAUGCAUCCAGAGAUUAACGCGCUUCCCUCCCUGUCAGGGUCUCAUCUGGCCCUUCACUUCUCCCACAAACCUGUCGUGUACAGCUGGUGCGGCUGUUACCGUUUUGUUUGCUUUGGACAUGGGGAUACGUUCGUACCCGCUGUGCUUGGAGUGGAGCAUCCCCGACGCGAGGGGUAGAGUGGGGGAUUUCGGGGGGCGAUGACUACCAGGAAAUAGUGAUUUUUUAAUUAGAUUUCACUAUCUUGUACAUUUUUUAUAUUGGUGUUUUGUGUAAAUUAACAAUGUAGUUUUGUAGCUGGGGCCUGCAUGAAGGUCAGUCGGCAAUGCCACCGGGUAGUUUAUCAUAUAUCCUCUCGCUACAGUCCGUCCCAGAGACGGUUCCCUCUCUCAACACGCCCCCUCCCCUCUCGCGUAGGUUUCAGCAGUUCCCAAUCAACUCAGCUGAAUCUCCGCCGGUGUCUAUGUCUCAGUCACUCUCUCCCAGAUCGGAGAAGGAAUUGGGCCUGAAAUUGCCCACAUCCCAUAUCUCUCAAUCUCAGCUCGGGCAUCCACGUUUCAUUUCAGACACCGCACCAAAUGUCAGAGGUACCGGCAAUCUCGGGUUCCAUUGAGAAGUUCUCAAUCGGACCCGGCGCGGGAAUCACAAUGCUCUGAAUCAGCUCUUUUCUGAGAUGUGGGUGGCUCUGAGAAGAGCCGUUGGGUUCAGAUACACACAAAUGGUGGAUUCUCAAUUC